GUGUGUACAGUGUGUUCAUCUGCUCCCCUCCUGCGAUAAACACUUGUAGGUACAACCUCCACUGGGCAUGCGCAGAGCGGCCGUCCUCCUGUAUGCGCUCACAGACAUCAUCGCAGGUUGAAGUGAGCAUCCUCGUCCGCCAGGAGGGUUUGUUUUAUUUAUCUCUGCCCUCCUUUUUUUCUUUUUUUUCUUUCCUCCUCCUCCGCUGCCGCCGCGGUGACAAACAAACAGCACGGAGGGAGCAGAAGCCAUAAGAUGAAGAAACGCUAUGUGGACGCGAACAGGCUCCGGAAAAUGAAGAAGCUGAAAAUCACGGAGAAGCUGUCUGAGAGCGCCUACACCUUCCUGAAGUUCAUGGUGAUGUGGACGCUGGUGCUGCUGGCGGAUUUCAUCCUUGAAUUCAGACUGGAGUAUUUGUGGCCAUGCUGGCUCUUCUUUGGGAGCGUGUACACCACUUUCCACUGCCACGGGCUGGUUAUUUGUGUUGUUUUUGUUUGUGCUGCCUUCACUCUGGACAUCUUUUGUUUAAUUUUUGUUCCUUUGCACUGGCUGUUCUUUGUGGCGAGCACCUAUGUAUUAUUCAAUUACAUAUGGCACACAGAAAAAGGCAUCUGUAUAUCGACGGUGUCUCUGUGGAUUCUGCUGGUUUACACUGAGGCGUCGCUUCGGCUCAAAGACCUUAAAACCUCUCAUGCUAACCUGUCUCAUCUUUUUGCUGCACACUGUAUCGGAUAUCCUGUAGUUUAUCUGGGGUUCGAUGCCACCUGCUACUUCACCAACAUCUUUAAGCUGCGCAUACAAAAAGCUGUGCAGAGUGAGAACGACUUCCACAUGCACCUCCUUCAGCACUCGCUGCCUCCAGGCCUGCAGGUUUACCCCAAGACCGCCACAGAUGGCGGUUCAAAAUGGAAGGCCAAGCCUGAGUCGAGUCAGUACCAGUGUCAGAACGACGCUGUGGUGGCUCACGACGAGGCCCACACUGUGGACUGCCUCCAGAUCCGCAGUGAGGAGAGAUCAGCAGAGAAAGGCUCGCAGGAGGUGAGGUCAGCUGAAUCGAACCGUCGACCGUCAUCAUCAUCAUCCAAGCCCGGUGUGGCCGAGUCCAAAGACCUGCUUCACAGCGGGGCGGGAGGACCGGAGCCAUCCUCAACCCCAGACAACCUACCUCAAGAGGAGCACGGAAGCAAAGCCACACGGGCGGCUAAGAGCUCCUCCCCGAAAGCCCGCAGAGGCAGCACGAACACUCCUUCACCACCCGCAGGAAGGACGGAGAAGAAACCGAGAUCCAGCUCCAAAACAAUCAGCCCCAACAGGGAUGCAGCAGAUAAGGGCACGGCAGCGGCUCACAACUACCACGCUGAACAGAUAAACAAGCUGGAUCAGGAGCUGAGGAGGCUGAAGGGCGAGCUGCAGACGAGUAGGCAGAGCGAACAGGAGCUGCGAAGUCACAUCUGCAACCUCACCAACAGCGAGAGGAGCCUGAGACCAGAAGUUUCUCUGCUCAGGCAGUCCAACAUGCUGCUCCAGAGCAAGAUUCUGUGCUUGACUAAAACCAAGCAGAGGGACAAGCAGACCAGUGCGAUGCUGGAGAAGAAGACCAGAGUGGAGGCAGAGGCCAGAAUCUCUGCUGAGAAACAGUUGGCUGAGCUUCAGGCUCAGAAACUGGAGGAGGCGGCGAGCACAGCACGGAGCUUAACAAACAGGCAGGAACACUGUGAAACCCAAAUGUUAAGGAAAAGGGUUAAAGAUCUAGAGACAGAGUACAAACAACUACAGCUGGAGUAUCAAGUGAAAGAGAGUCGUGUGGUAGAUCUAGAGAGUGAUGUUGAGGCUUUGGGAAAGUACCGCUGUGUGGAGAAAGAGACGGACAUGCUGCUGUCCACUCUGUCAGCCAUGCAGGAGAAAGCUCAGCAUCUGGAGUACAACCUGAGCGCUGAGACUCGCAUCAAACUGGACCUUUUCUCUGCACUGGGAGACGCCCGCAGACAGCUGGAAAUCGCUCAAGAUAAAGUGAUGAAGCAGGACAGGGAGAUCAGCGAGAUGAAGCAGAAGAUCGCGGAGGUGAUGGCGGUCAGCCCCGGCGUGUCCUACAUGGCUCCUCGGCCUCAGGUUCCUCAGUAUCUCACCAAGCUGCUCAACUCUGAGCGCUACAUGCUGAAUCCACGGGCGCUGAUGUACCAGUGUCUGAAGAAAUAAGGGGGCGUCGUCGACUCCCGCCCGAACCUCCUCGUCAGACCCGGUGGAGUUCACCACAGAGCUAAAUGACAGCGUGAAGUCGUCUAACUUCCAGCCAUGAGUGGAAACCAGAACGAGCCUCCACAAGUCGAAUGCCUUCUGCUGCACUGCUGGUGCUAAACUUGAUAUUAUUCUGUAUAUUUCCUCCCGCGUGGGUCGAAGAGUUUCUCUCCAAAAUGAGGUAUCUUAAUAUGCAGAGCUGCUCGAGGCACAACUUUUAUGUAGAUGUGUACUUUUAUCAUCAUCCGAUACAUAGUCAGCAGAGAAAAGCACAACACCACUGCUAAUUCAGACCCUUGUAGAUUCAUCUGAGCGGAGUUCUGAGGUUGAUAUGUGACAAUAAAGGAGAAAGAAGUAACAGUCCUGAGAAAACUGCUUCACUUUUAGCACCUGUAGGGGAAAAAAAAAAACAUGUUGGAUCAGGAAAUGUGUUUAAAAUUGUACUAAAAGAUGCGUCUAGCUGUCAUUGGAGGCCAUAAACAAGUUCCCUGCUGCAGCUGUAUCAUGUUUCAAACCACUCUGUGGCAGUAAAACGAACCAUUCAAUAUUAUUUAGGACAGCAGAAGUAUUGUAAACUUAAAAAUAAUAAAUGUAUCAAAUUGCGUUUCUUUUAAUAAUUUCAAUAAUUUUCGCAAUCUGCUGCAAUAUUGAUUAAAACCUUUGUUUAUCCCUUGAUUCUCAGUGUUUGUUAGAGCAAAACCAAGAACCAAAUAGACCAUUCUUUCACAGCAGACAUUCUAAUCUGGUUGUGGGAAAAGCACAGCUGUUACUACGAACAUUAACAAUAGCUGUCCUCGGCUCAAGUGUCCCAGCAAUAUUAACCCUCCUGUUGUCUUCAUUUAUGGGCAACAAAAAAAAUAUUCUUUUCCGUGUUAGAAAAAAAAGUCAGAAAAUUCAGCAAAAAAAAAUCCCAAAAUUUCUGAAAAUGUGCAAAACCUUUAGGAAGAAAAUUCCUUAAAAGUUUCCCUUAAAAGUUUUAUUAAAAAAAAAAAACAAAUUUGGCAAGAAAAUUAUUGUAAAUAUUUUCAAAAAAUGAGUAAAAAUCUUCCAUAAAAUGAGUAAAAAUAUCUAAACUGAUUACAUAUACAUCAGUAAAACUUCUAAUAUUUUCUUUAAGAACAUCCACAAAAAAAUCAACCAAAAUCCAGCGAAAUUCGCUGGAUUUUGGUUGAUUUUUUUGUGGAUGUUCCUAAGAAGCAUUUUUAGCAUUUCUUUUUUUCCCCACCAAAAAAUGUUCAAGGAUUUCCCGAAAAAUGUUGAAAAUGUGGACCUCAGAAGUUUCACUGUGAAAAUAUAUAUUUCUUCCUACAUUUUCAAACUUUAAACCAGAUCAGUUUUGACCCGCAGGACGACACGAGGGUUAAGGCAGCAUAUCCAGGACCAGGACGCUGAAACCGAAGCAGCUAAACGGAAUUCAGCCAUUUCUUAUUUAAACACCUGAGCUCCUGUGAAAAAGGGGGGCUUUUAAAAAUGACACAUUCUCAAGCAUUUUAGCUUCCAAACUGCAGCAGAUUCUGUUCAAAUGUGUUCAUUUACUUGAGAAAUUGUGAACUGUAUCUCGAUAUGAUUAUAGAGAAAUUAAAAAAAUGCUCAUAUUUCAAUUGUCUCCAAAUCCUAGUUAGUCGUGUUUAUGGACUUGCAGUGCAUUUUAAAUAUUAAAAUAUGUCUUUAUUGGAUAAAAUACAAAUAUUAGAUUGAAAACAAUAUUCUGUACACGUUCCUCUCAAAGCAUAUUUAACGAAAUUUGUAAGGCAAUUAUUGUCUGUGCCUGUAAAUAGAGAAUUAAGACUAUUUGAAUUGUGCUGAAGUUGUCAGUGUUUUGGAAUGAGGCCCUUCAGAGUUGGAAUAUUUCGUCUUUGUAUGAAGCCUCCCGGCUGCAGUCUGGGAGCACAGCUGUAAUGUUUUAUUGUCUAAAAGUUGAGGAGGCGCUCAGUUUGAGCUGCGACAGCUAACGGCUACAUUUUGAUGUUUGGCAGCUCUUGGAACUUCUGGAAAGCGACUCUUUGUUUGACAGAAUUCGACUGUCCGAGGGUCAGGAGUGGAGUUGUGAAUAACAAGGAAUGACCAAACAUGGCUCAUGAAUUUCAUUACUGUGCCUAUAUACAUUACUUUCAACCUGGGAAGUAAAAACACAAAUUAAAUGUGAAAGAGUAAUGUGUUUGAAUUGAAGUGCUAUGUACUGUUUUUGUAGUUUUUGUUCCAUUUUUUUACUCGGUGUACAGAAUUGAAAAUACCCAAACACUCAUGAACUGGAUGUCGCCAUUUUUUUGGUAGCUUUUUAUUUAAAGCGUGUUUCUAGGGUGUUUUAUAUCCCCCCCCCCAAAAAAAUAUUUUUUAGUCUCGCUGUACUUCUAUUAUACUGCUGUAAUUUUGUACGGCAACGUGUUUGUCAGCAUGAAAUGUGUUUUCUUCAACUGUUAUUUGAGCACACAUUGUGACUUUGCGUACAUGAAUAUACUUGUACAAGGGCUACCGUUUCUUAACAUUUUGAACAAAUAAUUGUGAAUUGGAGCUGUGACGCUCUGAGGCCAGAGGUCACGCUCCUGAUACACCAGGAAUGGGUUUUGUAUAAAUAAUUGAAUUGAA
Messenger RNA from Acanthochromis polyacanthus (spiny chromis), 4821 nucleotides. Its product is annotated as macoilin-1. Gene Ontology annotation, cellular component: rough endoplasmic reticulum membrane. Gene Ontology annotation, biological process: neuronal signal transduction. The record is from RefSeq and is a predicted model, not a curated record. The coding region runs from base 256 to 2196 and encodes 646 amino acids. The transcript is spliced from 11 exons. NCBI's taxonomy places the organism in Eukaryota, Metazoa, Chordata, Actinopteri, Pomacentridae.